This is a messenger RNA of Doryrhamphus excisus (bluestripe pipefish), 14537 nucleotides long. The record is from RefSeq and is a predicted model, not a curated record. Lineage: Eukaryota; Metazoa; Chordata; Actinopteri; Syngnathiformes; Syngnathidae.
CCGUGAACUCCUCACGAAAGUAGACCGUCGCUUGCACGGAGCAUGCUACUAAAAGCACCGCAAUGGCGUUCAAAAUCUGCAUUUUGCUGAUUUUUUUGUUUUUGUUUUUUAGAUUCAGUGUCGGCUUCAGACUUGCCCUUCCCUGGGGGUCUGAAUGGAGGGAGUCAGUGUCGGAGAGAAGACUGGCUUUCGAGAGGAGCCGCUCAAGCUAACAGAUGUCCGCACGCCAUUGGUCGACAACACUGGACGUGUGGACCAAUCACAAUCGACCACGAACCAUAGGUUCCUUUCAGAGUCUGAUCCAGGAUCAGCACGUAGUUCCGUGGUACACGGAAAUGGAGAGCCACGGGGCGUCACUUCCCAAUGCCAUUCCCAAUGAUUUAUUAUAACUCAGCCAGAUUUGUUAUUUUUUACCAUAACAAGACGACAAAUAUUGUGUAGUUGACGCUCCUAAAAUGAAAAUUGAUGGCUUAAAUGCCAAUUACCGUAGUUUAAAAAGCACGCCAUCGCAAAGACGUGACUAUGACGUAAGCAAAAAGAAUUCCAAAGUACUCGUACUUCUAACGUAAAAAUACUUCAAACAGUAAAAUUGAGUCGUACGUAAUAAUGAAGUACAGCACGUACCUUUUCGUGCUGAAGUGCACAAGGGUGGAGCUACAUGAGGAAAUUAAUGUACAUCGUUUGUUCGAAUUCGAAAGUAGCAUACAGAAUAUUAGUUUUUGUUAAUGCAAAAAUAAUGCUAAUGGACAACCGCAUACCUACAACGUAGAAACCCACUUCUAAACGAUGGAAUCAUCUGAAGAUAAUUAUAUGCAGGCAAGGAAGGCUCGCCAAGAGGAGCUCACCCCUGCACACCGUUAUGUGAUCAACAUCCUGGCCAUAAAGUUGGCUUUGGAGCCAUCAGUGGUGGAGGAGUUCAUUUUGGAUUUGACUUCGCUGGCUCCUUUCGAUGACUUUUUUGCCAAGGGAGGAAGCUCAUCUCUUUCCUUUUUGUACCAAGAAGCAAAACCUCCAGGAAUAGAGUGUGGUCGCUCCUUCCCAGGCGUGGGGAAAGCAUUGCGGCUCUCCUACGCCAAUUUAGCAGAGACACGCCUCACGGGCAUUUAUUGCUCCUUCACGAGGGUUCGAGUCAACGUCGCUGUGACAUCAGAUAAUGUGCAUCAGGAGGUCUUCUUUUCCAGCUUCGAUGGCCGGGAUGGCUGCCCAAAAGCAAUCAAAAACAGCUUCAACAAUCUACUGCCGAGUUUCCAAGCCAUCCAAAAGUACGCCGCCCUCGACAAGUCUAAGCGCAGGUCCAAAAUGAAGCCUGGCUUCCAGCAUAUCUUCAAGAAUAGUGUCAGCGGCAUAGAAGGGAUCCAGUUGAUCACAAAGAGUGUGAAACUCACUGAAGCUAAGGAUGUUGACAUCAAGAAAUUGGCGUCCAUUCAGGAUAUGAAAUCGGCAACAGCCAACCUUGACAUAGUUAAGGAUCUGGAGAAGCUCGUGGUGCAGUGGCAUAAGGAAAUUGACCAGGUGUUGCUGGAGACGAUGGCGCUGAAGCACGGUCUCGUGACGGAAGGGCCACUGAGCGAGCUGGAGUACUGGAAGCAGACGUUUUUGAAGUUCAACACCAUCCUCACUCACAUCAAUAGCUCAAAGUGCAGGGCGGUCAUAGCCGUGCUGAAAAUCAGCCGUUCUAAGACGCUGCGGACGUGGCCCAUGCUGGAGUCUCGGGUUACGGAUAACUUCAACGAGGCAAAGGACAAUGUCAAGUUCCUGGACGCCCUGGAAAAAGCAUGUCAGCCACUUUACACCAGUGACCCUGCCACCAUAGUGAAAAACGUGCAGAAUAUCAUCAAUGCCGUUCAGAUGAUCCACACCGUGUCACGAUACUACCAUACCAGUGAGAAGAUCUCAGCCAUCUUCAUCAAAGUGACCAAUCAGAUGAUUAUUGCCUGCAAGCGGUACAUUUCCAACAACGGCUCAGCAAUAUGGGAGCAGGACGGUAAAAAUGUUGUGAUGAAAAUACAGGAGUCCCUUUGUUUGUACCGGGAGUAUCAGUCUUGCUUGGUGAAAACUCAAGAAAAAGCAAAAGAGACGCCAGGUCAAAGGCCCUUUAUCUUUUCCGAGAUGCACGUAUUGAGGAAGUAUGAGGUCUUCUGCAAGCGACUUGAAAGUAUCAUCAAAAUAAUCGCAGUGUUCAAGACAUUCGAAUGCCUGGCCAAGUCCAACAUCGAGGGCAUCGAGGUGCUGGCUGGUCAGUUCCGCAAAGCUUCCACCGACCUUAAGAACAAGCAGGCUGAUGUGUUUGCCACCAGGGUGUCGGCUUUUGAGGCAGACUAUGAAACAUUUAUGAUGCACAAAAGCAACCUAGAGGAGCAGCUAAAGUCCUUCAUGAACUCCAGCUUCUCAAGGUUCGACUCGUCCCAGCAGGCUCUGGUUGUCAUACAACGUUUUAAGAAAUUAAACAUCCCCUGUCUGAUGGCAGAAAUGCCCAAAGCUUUGGGUUCUAUUCUGCAGCUCUACGUCUCGGAAGUGGAGGCCGUAUCAAAGCUCUUUGAGAAGCAAAACGAGGACCCACCAUUGGGCCGCAACAUGCCUCCUGUCUGUGGGAAACUUCGCUGGGCCAGGCACCUCUACAAGAAAAUACACGAACCCAUAUCGUACAUACGUGAAAACUCAGACAUCCUGACCACCCCAGAGGGACGCACCGUGGUGAAAAUGUACAAUCAAACGACGGCGGCGCUCCAACGCUUUGAGGCCGACAACCACAAAGCGUGGAUGACGGAAGUGUCCAAGCUGGAUUUUGCCCUGAAUACUACAGUCUUGAUUCGUUGCACUGUGACAGCAAAAUACAUUGUCAACUUCGACUCCAAAAUAAGCGAGGCCAUCCGGGAGGCCAGCGGCUUGGUGAGGAUGGGACUAGAAGUUCCAAAGCAGGCUUUGCACUUCCUGAAGUCGGAGCUGAGAUUAAAGACAUACCAUCAUUGCCUGCAGACCAUUUUGACUGACUACAAGUUCACGUGUGACAACAUACCUGCCGACUUUACCAACAUGAUUACGUCAAAGACCACGCAAGUGGAGUCUCUCCUGCGCUAUGGCUCUGUCAUGGUCACGUGGUCGUCCCUCCUCCUGGACAAGUACUUUCAAAAUAUUCACAAUGCCCUUUCAGAGCUGAAGUCAAUCCUGACCAAGGUGCAAGAUAUCUGCAAAUUUCACAUUGAUGAUUACCUUGGAGAGAUCUCCGAGACUGUUCUGCUUGAGCUUCCUGAGGAUGACUCUACCACAGUUCGACACCUGAUUGAAGUCAAUCAGGAACUGUGCAGAGAGGGUCUAAAGAAACUGGAACUGAAGUGCACUCACGUCAAAGAAGCAGUCAAUGAUCUGGGAAAAGUGUUCAGCGACAUUUAUAAGUCCAAGCAAGCUCCGAAGGCUACGGACGGACUCAAUUCCACACAGAAGGAGACCCAAAAGGCCUCUGAAGGCGGGGAGGCGACGACGUCGGAGACUCAAGAGAAGUACAAAGCAACACGCUUUGAGAAGGAAUUUACCAAACAAUAUGACUUCUUCGGCACGCGGGUGUUGGAUGCGCUGGUGGAAACAACCAAGUUAUCCCUGAAGACCCUCGAAAGGCGAAUCUGUGGUCCUGACUCUUUCCAGAAAUCGAGGUCUGACAAUGCGUUGAUGCCUUUGAUCAAAUCGGAAGUCCACCUGGCAACCCCCAAUGUGGUGAUGGUCCCCAGCGUCGACGAGAUCCACCGUGCCAUACAUCAAAUCAUCGACUCCGUCUUCGAUGUGAUCAAGGGCAUCCAAUGCUGGGAGGUGGAGUACAGGCAAGACAACACAACUACCGAAGGUCGAGAGAAGAUGAAUUUCUACAGCCGGGUCGUCAGGCACGAUGACGUCAAGGUCGUUAUUUUCACAUUGAAGUCCGCCUUGAAGUCGCAGAAGGAACAAGCCGCCAAUGUGCUGGACCGCUUCAUGAAGUUUAAGGAGCUAUGGUCAGAGGACAAGGAGAAGCAAAUAAAGGUCUUCAUGGACAGCAAGCCAACCUUGAUUCAGAUCAAAAAUAAACUGCAGCACUAUGACAUGUUUGAAAACCAAGUUCAGGAAAUUAAGGACGUCAUUAAUGUCGGGUUGAUUGAAUUCUCAACAGAGGAAUUAAAGUCCUCCCUCAUGGUGGAGGCUAAGGCCUGGAAGCAGCACCUGUGCAAAUGCCUGAGGAAGGAGUGCAGGAGGAACAUCAUCACAACCAGCUUGCACACGCACAAGAGUUUUACGCAACUGUCUCAUCCUGUAGUCAAUUUGGACGACGUGCGCUGCUCAAUGAAGACACUGAGCGAUCUCCGGGAUUCUGAGAUCAACACCAACAUCACACUGAUUUACACUCAAGACGCCUAUGACAUUCUCAUCCUUUAUGAAGCUGAAAUGACUGAGAAGGAGCCAGGGGAGGUCUACGGCUUGGGCCGUUUCUUCACAAGGCUUUUGACCAAGGCUAUGUCGGUUCAGGAUCAGCUGUUCCGUAUGCAGCCCACCCUCAAACAGAGCCUCCAGGAGCGUGUGGGCGUUUUUGAAAAAGACGUUGGCACUUUUAUGGAUGACUAUGAUACGGAUGGCCCCAUGGGUGAAGGAAUAGAACCCAAAGAGGCCAGCCGCAGGCUCCAGAACUUCCAGGCCAGGUUUGCUGAGUUGUGGAGAAACUUCACAAUCUACAAUUCCGGCGAGCAGCUACUGGGUCUACCCGUGUCAAACUAUGACUCUCUUCACAAUAAAAAGAAAGAGCUAGAUCUUUUACAGAAGCUCUACGGCCUGUACGACACGGUGAUGGCCACCAUCACCGGCCACUCCAAGCUCCUGUGGACGGAAGUGGAUAUUGAGAAGAUCAAUAGUGAACUUAUGGACUUUCAGAACAGGUGCCGACGCCUGCCUAAGGGCCUCAAGGAAUGGCAAGCCUUCCUGGACUUGAAGAAAACCAUCGACGACUUUAACGAGCUGUGCCCCCUCCUCGAGAUGAUGACAAAUAAGUCCAUGAUUCGGAGACACUGGGAUCAGAUCUCCAACCUGACGGGGCACAAAUUUGAGGUGGAGUCCAGCACCUGCACGCUGGACAACAUCAUAGAGGCGCCCCUGUUGAAGUACAAGGACGACAUUGAGGACAUCUGCAUAUCGGCGGUGAAAGAGCGGGAUAUCGAAGCCAAGUUGACAGGCGUGAAGGCGGUGUGGUUUGACCAAAAUCUGAGCCUGAUGGACUUCAAGGACAGGGGGGAGCUCAUGCUGAAAGGCGGAGAGACAACAGAGAUCCUGACCACUCUGGAGGACAGUCUGAUGGUGCUGGGAUCACUGCUAAGCAACAGAUACUGCACUUACUACAAAGCCGAGAUCCAAGACUGGGUCGCCAAGCUGUCCACAUCAACAGACGUCAUCGAGCAGUGGGUCAUUGUGCAAAACCUGUGGAUUUACUUGGAGGCCGUGUUCGUUGGUGGCGACAUCGCCAAAGACCUACCUCAGGAAGCGGAGCGCUUCCAGAAAAUCGACUCGACAUGGAUCGAAAUCAUGCAGCGAGCCCGGAAAGUCCCCAAUGUGGUGGAGUGUUGUGUCGGGGAUCCGAUGUUGGGAGAGGUGUUGCCAGAUCUUCAGAAACAACUGGAUUUUUGUCAAAAGUCUCUGACAGGCUACCUCGAGAAAAAACGUCUUCUGUUCCCACGAUUCUUUUUUGUGUCCGAUCCCGCCCUUUUGGAAAUCCUCGGACAAGCCAGCGAUUCACACACCAUCCAGUCCCAUCUGCUGGGAGUGUUUGAUAACGUGAACGAAGCUGAAUUUGAUCUGAAGGCGUACGACAACAUUCUGGCCGUGAUUUCCCAAGAGGGAGAGAAACUUCCGCUGGACAAGCCGGUCAUAGCUCAGGGUCCCGUGGAGCUUUGGCUGGGGAAGCUGCUGGUGGAGCAGCAGUCUUCUCUCCAUACUGUCAUUAAAGCUGCUGACGAUGUGAUCAACGAUGAGGACUUUGAGCUUAUAACCUUUCUUGACAAGUUCCAAGCGCAGGUGGGCCUUCUGGGGAUUCAAAUGCUUUGGACAAGGGAUUCCGAAGAAGCCCUGGAGAAUGCAGAAUUCAGCAAGGAGGUCAUGUUGUUCACCAAGAAGAAGAUGCUGAAUCUCCUUCGAACUCUCAUCAAACAAACCACUUAUGACUUGACCAAGUUUGACAGGGUCAAGUACGAGACCCUUGUCACCAUUCACGUGCACCAGAGCGACAUCUUUGAAGAAUUGGUGGCAAAGUCGGUCAAGUCCACGGGUGACUUUGAAUGGCUGAAGCAGAGCAGGUUUUAUUACAACGACAGCAUCGACAAGAUCAUCGUGUCCAUCACCAAUGUCGACUUUGUUUACCAGAACGAGUUCUUGGGCUGUACCGACCGCUUGGUCAUCACCCCGCUGACUGACAGGUGCUACAUUACACUGUCCCAGGCCCUGGGUAUGAGCAUGGGAGGAGCCCCUGCUGGGCCAGCCGGCACCGGUAAGACCGAAACCACAAAGGACAUGGGUCGCUGCCUGGGGAAGUACGUGGUGGUCUUCAACUGCUCUGACCAAAUGGACUUCAGGGGGCUAGGAAGGAUUUACAAAGGUCUUGCACAGUCAGGCUCGUGGGGCUGCUUCGAUGAAUUCAACAGGAUUGACCUACCAGUGUUAUCUGUGGCUGCUCAGCAAAUUUACAUCGUCCUGACAGCUCGCAAGACGCACAAACCCACUUUUAUCUUCACGGAUGGGGAUGUUGUGGACCUGAAUCCAGAGUUUGGCCUUUUUAUUACCAUGAACCCUGGUUAUGCCGGUCGUCAGGAACUUCCUGAGAACUUAAAGGUGCAGUUCAGGACGGUGUCCAUGAUGGUACCAGACAGACAGAUCAUCAUGAGAGUCAAAUUGGCCAGUUGUGGUUUCAAUGAGAACGUCCUCCUAGCCCAGAAGUUCUACGUGCUUUAUAAACUGUGUGAAGAGCAGCUCACUAAACAGGUCCACUAUGACUUUGGCCUGAGGAACAUCCUGUCCGUGUUGAGGACACUCGGCGCCAGCAAGAGAGCGCGACCCGAUGAUUCCGAGUCCAGCACUGUCAUGAGAGUGCUACGUGACAUGAAUCUGUCCAAACUGGUGGAUGAGGACGAGCCUCUCUUCCUAAGUCUCAUCAACGACUUGUUUCCCGGCAUCAAACUGGACAACAGCACCUACAAUGAACUGCAAGCUGCCGUGAAGAAUCAAGUAGAACUCGCCGCUUUGGUGAACCACCCCAAUUGGAACUUAAAACUGGUUCAGCUCUACGAGGCUUCCCUGGUGCGCCAUGGCCUCAUGACUCUGGGGCCCAGCGGGGCCGGCAAGACGGCAGUCAUCAACAUCCUCAUGCGAGCACUGACCGAGUGCGGAACGCCGCACAGAGAGAUGCGCAUGAACCCCAAGGCCAUCACCGCACCGCAGAUGUUUGGCCGCCUGGACGCGGCCACCAAUGACUGGACGGAUGGCAUCUUCUCCACCUUGUGGAGGAGGACCCUCAAAGCCAAGAAAGGGGAGAUAAUUUGGAUUGUGCUGGACGGCCCCGUGGACGCCAUCUGGAUCGAGAAUCUCAACUCCGUGCUGGACGACAACAAGACCCUCACGCUGGCCAACGGUGACCGUAUCACCAUGUCGCCAGCCUGCAAGCUGGUGUUUGAAGUGCAUAACAUCGAGAACGCUUCCCCGGCCACAGUUUCCCGCGUCGGUAUGGUUUUCAUGAGCUCUUCGGCUCUUAGCUGGGCACCCAUACUUAAGGGUUGGACAAACAAGCGUAACGCUGACGAAGCGGAGAACAUCAUUAUUUUGUAUGACAAGAUAUUUUGGGACGCUUAUACGUUCAUGAGGCUGAACCUGAAGCCCAAGAUGGCAUUUCUGGAGUGCAACUACAUCAUGCAGUCUGUCAACCUGCUGGAGGGUCUCAUCCCAACCAAGCAGAUGGGUGGCCUGGUGGGCGACAAACACCUGGAGCGCCUUUUUGUCUUCUGCCUCAUGUGGAGUCUAGGCUCUCUUUUGGAGUUGGACGACCGUGACAAACUAGAGUCUUUUUUCCGAGAACACGCUUGCAAUAUUGACUUGCCUCACACCCAGCAGGGGGAGACCAUAUUUGAGUACAUGGUAGAUACGGAUGGUCAGUGGUGUCACUGGAACAACCACGUAGGCCAGUAUGAAUAUCCACAAGACCACGUGCCCGACUACUCCUCCAUCCUUGUUCCCAAUGUCGAUAACACGAGGACCGCUUUCUUGCUGGACACCAUCGCCAAGCAACACAAGGCCGUCUUGCUGAUUGGUGAGCAAGGGACAGCCAAGACGGUGAUGAUUAAAAGCCACGCCAAGAAAUUUGACCCUGAGACAGACCUGUUCAAGUCCCUGAACUUCUCAUCCGCCACGGAACCCAUCAUGUUUCAGCGCACGGUGGAGAGCUACAUUGAGAAGAGGAUCGGCAGCACUUAUGGACCACCAGGGGGCCGCAGGAUGUCAGUCUUUGUGGAUGACAUCAAUAUGCCUCUUGUCAAUGAAUGGGGAGAUCAGAUUACCAACGAGAUAGUCCGCCAAAUGAUGGAAAUGGGCGGCAUGUACAACUUGGACAAGCCGGGAGACUUCAUCACGAUUGUGGAUGUGCAAAUGUUGGCCGCCAUGAUCCACCCCGGCGGCGGACGAAACGACAUCCCGCAGCGGCUCAAGAGGCAGUUCACCGUCUUCAAUUGCACGCUGCCUUCCAACACCUCCAUCGACAAGAUCUUUGGUGUGAUUGGCUGCGGCUAUUUCGACGAGUGCAGGAAGUUCAAGCCGCAAAUAACAGUUAUGGUGAAGAAGCUUGUGUCAGCUGGGAGGAUCGUAUGGCAGUGGACCAAGAUAAAGAUGCUGCCGACGCCCUCCAAGUUCCACUACAUCUUCAACUUGCGAGACUUGUCCAGGAUCUGGCAGGGAAUGCUGAAGGUGGAGGCGGAGCAGUGCAACGACUUGAACAUCCUUAUGUCCCUUUUCAAAAGUGAAUGCACACGCGUCAUCGCCGACAGGUUCAUAUGUGCUGAAGAUAAAGAGUGGUUUGAGAACGCUGUUAGCCGUGUGGUCAAAGAACACGUCGACCCCAGCCUGGUCUCAGGGCUUCACAAGGAUCCAUACUUCGUCGACUUCCUGAGAGAGGCCCCUGAGCCGACAGGCGAAGAAGAUGAAAACGCCUCCUUCGACGCCCCCAAAAUUUAUGAGCUGGUGCCGUCUUUUGCGUUCCUAGAAGAGAAGCUGAGGUUCUAUCAGGCCAAACACAACGAUGAAGUGAGGGGUGCACACAUGGACUUGGUGUUCUUCACAGACGCCAUGACUCACUUGGUCAAGAUCUCGCGCGUCAUUCGCACAGACACUGGCAACGCCCUGCUGGUGGGAGUGGGAGGAUCGGGAAAGCAGAGUUUGACUCGUCUGGCCUCGUACAUAGCAGGAUACCAAGUCAAUCAGAUCACACUAACGAAGUCUUACAACAUAUCGAACUUCAUGGAUGACCUGAAAAAGUUGUACAAAUCAACUGGGGCUGAUGGCCGGGGAAACACUUUUCUUUUCACAGACAACGAAAUCAAACAGGAAGCCUUCUUGGAGUACCUCAAUAAUGUACUUUCUUCUGGAGAGGUGUCCAACCUCUUUGCCAAAGACGAAAUCCAAGAGAUUACCCAAAACCUGGUCCCAGUGAUGAAGAAGGAAUUUCCUCGCAUUCCACCAACGUUUGACAACCUCUACGACUACUUCAUAUCACGCGCCCGAAAGAAUCUACACGUUGUCCUCUGUUUUUCGCCGGUGGGACCGAAGUUCCGCUCCAGGUCCCUGAAGUUCCCGGGGUUGAUAUCUGGCUGCACCAUGGACUGGUUCGCCCCUUGGCCGGAGGACGCUUUGGUGGCUGUGGCCCAUCACUUCCUGUCAGAGUUCCCUAUUGUUUGCUCAAAAGAGGUGAAAGCCUCCAUGGUGACCACGAUGGGUGUGUACCACCGCAAAGUGUCUGAGACGUGCGAGAGCUACUUUGAAAGAUUCAGGAGGAGAACUCAUGUCACCCCAAAGUCUUACCUCUCAUUCAUAAAUGGAUAUAAAACGCUCUACCAUCAAAAUCACGAGCACAUCAACACAUUAGCCGAACGCAUGAAUGUCGGCUUGAACAAACUGAUGGAGGCUAGCGUGUCAGUGGCUAAGCUUUCCAAAGAACUUGAAGUCAGUGAGAAAGAGUUGGUGGUGGCCUCCGCCAAAGCUGACAAGGUGUUAGCCGAGGUGAUGAUCCGAAAUGAGGCCGCCACUAAGAUAAAGAACGAAGUCCAAACUGUGAGUGACAAAGCCCAGAAGAUCGUGGAGGAGAUCACGUACGAGAAGGCCAUCGCCGAGGAAAAACUGGAGGCGGCCAAGCCAGCGUUGAUGGAGGCCGAAGCUGCUCUGAAUACCAUCAAACCCGCCGACAUUGCCACUGUGAGAAAACUGGCCAAGCCUCCGCACCUGAUCAUGAGGAUCAUGGACUGCUGCCUGCUGCUCUUCCAAAGGAAGCUAGAAACCGUCACCUUGGAUCCAAAUCUGCCCUGUAUCAAGCCCUCAUGGGGGGACGCUCUCAGGCUGAUGGGCAGCACAGGCUUUUUGGCCAACCUCCAGCAAUUUGUCAAGGACAAGAUCAACGAGGAGACGGUGGAACUUUUGCAGCCCUACUUUGACAUGGAGGACUAUACCAUGGAGAACGCCAAGAAAGUGUGUGGCAGCGUUGCCGGCUUGCUCGCCUGGACCAAAGCCAUGGCCACCUUCUAUGACAUCAACAAGGAAGUGCUGCCACUCAAGGCUAAUCUUGCAGUUCAGGAAGUGCGCUACAGAAAGGCCAGCAAUGAGCAAAUGGCAGCCCAGGCCACGCUAGCGGAGAAGGAGGCUGAGCUGGCGGUAGUUCAGGCCAGGAGUGACGCCGCAAUGAAAGAGAAGCAGGAACUGGUGAAUCGCUCGGAGAUGUGCAAGAACAAAAUGCAGGCAGCCUCAGACCUUAUCGGUGGGCUGAGUAACGAAAAGGUGCGCUGGACUCAGCAGAGUAAGGAAUUUAAAUCCCAGAUCAAAAGACUAGUGGGUGACGUCCUCCAGCUCACUGGCUUCCUGUCCUACUGUGGUCCCUUCAACCAGCUGUUUCGGGACAUGUUGCUGGACAUGUGGAAGAAUGAACUGGUGACCAAUAAUAUUCCCUUCACAGAAAACCUCAACCUGAUUGCUACCUUGGUGGACGCUCCUACAAUCAGUGAGUGGAACCUUCAGGGUCUGCCCGGAGAUGACCUGUCAGUGCAAAAUGGCAUCAUCGUCACAAAAGCAUCCCGCUAUCCUCUUCUGGUCGACCCCCAGACUCAAGGGAAGACUUGGAUUACCGAAAAGGAAAAAGCCAAUUCCCUCCAGAUCACCUCUCUCAACCAUAAGUUCUUUCGUACGCAUUUGGAGGACUGCGUAUCUUUGGGGAAGCCUCUGCUUAUUGAAGAUGUGGGCGAAGAGCUGGACCCCGCCCUGGACAAUAUCCUUGAGAAGAACUUCUUUAAAUCUGGAUCCAACUUCAAGGUGAAAGUGGGAGACAAAGAUGUGGAUGUGUCUGCCAAUUUCCGCCUCUACAUCACCACCAAACUUCCCAAUCCAUCCUAUACCCCCGAGGUGAGCGCCAAGACGUCCAUUAUUGACUUCACAGUCAACAUGAAGGGCCUCGAGGACCAGCUACUGGGUCGCGUCAUCCUGGCGGAGAAGAAGGAACUGGAGGCGGAGCGCUUGAAGCUGAUUGAGGACGUGACGUCCAACAAGAGGAAGAUGCAGGAGCUGGAAGACAACUUGCUGUACAAACUCAGCACCACUAAAGGUUCCUUGGUGGACGACGACUCCAUGAUUGGCAUCUUGAGCACCACCAAGCAAACGGCGGCCGAGGUCAGCAUAAAGCUGAACAUCGCCGCAGAGGCAGAAGAGAAGAUCAAGGCGGCUCAGUCCGAGUAUCGUCCGGUGGCAUGCCGAGGCAGCAUACUGUACUUCCUCAUCACGGAGAUGAGCAUGGUCAACGUCAUGUACCAGACCUCCCUGGGCCAGUUCCUCAAGAUCUUUGACAUUUCACUAGCAAGGUCAGAGAAGUCGGCGAAAACGUCCAAACGAAUCGCCAACAUCAUCGAGUACUUGACUUUCGAAGUGUUCAGGUACACAGUGAGAGGACUGUAUGAAAACCACAAGUUCAUCUUCACGUUGCUGAUGGCCCUCAAGAUUGACCUGCAGAACGGGAAGAUACAACACAGCCAGUUUCAGAUUCUUAUCAAAGGUGGCGCUGCACUGGAUCUAAAGGCAUGCCCUCCAAAGCCCUUUGGUUGGAUCCUAGACAUUGUGUGGCUGAACCUCGUGGAGCUCAGCAAGUUGCCACAGUUUGCUACCAUCCUCAAUCAGGUGACUAAGAGUGGAAAACAAUGGAAAAUAUGGGCCAAUGGCGAUGCUCCGGAGGAAGGAGUCCUCCCAGAUAACUAUAACUCCCUUGAUGUCUUCAAUAAACUCAUGUUAAUCAGGUCUUGGUGUCCCGAUCGGACCUUGUGUCAGGCCAGGAAGUACGUGGGAGACUCCAUGGGCACCCGCUUUGCCGAGCCGGUGCUUUUGAACCUGCACGGCACGUGGGAGGAAAGCGACACCCGCACUCCGCUCAUCUGCUUCCUGUCCAUGGGCUCGGAUCCAACCAACCAGAUUGAAGCCCUGGCAAAGAAACUAAAUCUGGGCUGUAGAUCCAUAUCCAUGGGUCAAGGACAGGAGGUGCACGCAAGGAAGCUUGUCAACAGUUCAAUGGCAGAGGGUGGCUGGGUGCUUCUACAGAACUGUCACUUGGGACUGGAGUUCAUGGACGAAUUGCUGGAAACCAUCACAGUUGCUGCGACCAUCCACAAAACCUUCAGGGUGUGGGUCACCACCGAGCCUCACGACUUGUUCUCCAUCACGCUUCUACAGUCCUCCAUCAAGUUUACCAACGAUCCGCCGCAGGGGCUUCGCGCCAGUUUGAAGCGAACUUUUGUUAGCAUUUCCCAGAACCAGUUGGAGGUCAGCAACCUGCCCACGUGGAAACCUCUGCUGUACGGCGUGGCCUUCCUCCACUCGGCUGUGCAGGAACGACGUAAAUUUGGACCACUGGGUUGGAACAUCCCAUACGAGUUCAACUCUGCGGAUUUCACAGCAAGCGUGGAGUUUGUUGAAAGACACUUGGAUGACUGCGGCCCCAGAAAGGAUGUGUCGUGGGUGACUCUGCGCUACAUGCUAGCUGAAGUGCAGUAUGGAGGCAGGGUGACGGAUGACUACGACAAACGCCUGCUGAAGUGCUUUGCUCGGGUGUGGUUCAGUAAAAAAAUGCUGGACCCAUCGUUCUGCUUCUACACCGAGUACCAAAUUCCGAUAUGCAAGACGAUUGAGGAGUAUGUGGACUACAUUCAGGGCUUGCCUGCCGUGGAUGCCACACAAGCGUUGGGGCUGCACCCCAACGCCGACAUUGUCUAUCAGAGGAACACGUCAGCCGAGGUGCUGGACACCAUCACAAACAUCCAGCCCAAGGAGAGCGGCGGCGGGUCGGGGGCCACUCGAGAGAGCAUCGUGUACAGCAUGGCUGAGGACAUGCUGGACAAGCUUCCUCCUGAUUACAUCCCUCAUGAGGUGAAAGCCAGGUUGAAGAAGAUGGGCGCUCUCAACCCCAUGAACAUCUUCCUACGCCAGGAAGUGGAUCGCAUGCAGAGGAUCAUCUCCAUCGUGCGCUCCACUCUCUUGGAUCUCAAGCUGGCCAUAGAGGGCACCAUCAUCAUGAGCGAGACGCUGCGUGAUGCCCUGGACAACAUCUUUGAUGCUCGUGUACCAAACGUGUGGCGGAAACUCUCGUGGGAGUCCACGACGCUGGGCUUUUGGUUCACUGAGCUUCUGGACAGGAACCGGCAGUUUCACCGCUGGGUUUUUAGUGGGCGGCCCAGGACUUUUUGGAUGACGGGUUUCUUCAACCCACAAGGUUUUCUGACUGCGAUGAGGCAAGAGGUGACCCGGGCAAACAAAGGCUGGGCUUUGGACUCCGUCACCCUGGACAACAAAGUCCUGAAGAAGGCCAAAGAGGAGAUCAAAUCUGACCCGGAUGAGGGCGUGUACGUUCACGGUCUCUUCCUGGAAGGCGCCGACUGGGACAAGAAGAACUCGUGCCUGACUGAGUCGGCGCCCAAAGUGCUCUUCACGCCCCUCCCUGUCAUCCACAUGUUUGCUAUCAACUCCACUGCCCCCCCCGACCCCAAGUACUACGUGUGUCCCAUUUACAAGAAACCCAAACGCACCGACCUCAAUUACAUUACUGCAGUAGUGCUGGGGACCAUGCUGCCCCCCGAUCACUGGAUCAUGAGGGGGGUCGCACUUCUCUGUGACAUCAAAUAGAAUUCACCAUCAGGUUCCUCCGACAUGCUCACAUGUAUUUGGAAUUGGGGUUUCAACACUUAGGCAGGCCCGGCAGAUUAAAAUAAAGUAAACGUUAUGUUUAAGGACCAAAUGAAUCAUUUGGACUUCCUGUGACA